AUGUCAAAGGUGGUGGUAUUCCUAAAUGGAUUAUUGGCAAUAACCUUUACGUUUGAACUUCUCUCUGUUUUAAGCGUGCCAAUCACCAAGCAUAUCCAACUUUGUUCUUAUCAAGGAUAUAAGUUUGGCGUGUUUGGAUAUUGCACCGAGAAUAAUAUCUGCACAACGAUAGGAAUCGGUUAUCAUCGAAAUUCAAUAGACGAAUUGAGAGGCUUUUCAUUACCAAGUAAUGCAAGAAGCUCUAUAUCAAGCUUGUUGGUGGUUCAUUUGAUUGGCUGUGUUUGCACCUUUAUUUUAUGGGUUCUAAGUCUCAUGUUGAAUAUGGAUAGAUUUCACAGAUCAUUAUGGUUCUUAUUAACGUGUCUAGUAUGGACUUGUGCUUUCUUUUUUUUUACAUUAUUCUCCUUCCUGGUAGACGUGUUACUAUUUGUGCCACACGUUGCGUUUGGAGGUUGGUUGAUGUUGGUAAGUACUGUAUUUUUGGCAUUUACAGGAACCAUUUUUUGCAUCAUGCGAAGAACUGUCAGCUCAAGAAAAACUCAUUUGAAGAACUACAACGGGGGAAGUACAAGUUUGAUGCGGCUGCAGACGUAUAUCUCCAAUAGCUCUAGAGGAAGCUCUGUAACCAAUGAUGAAUACGUCUGGUUUCAAGAAACUCCAUUACAAGACCUCUACCCCCCAGACAAUCCCAAUUACGACGACAUCUACGGAACGACUGAACACGAACUAACCCGCUUGGACACAAUAUCUCUUGAAAGGCCAAGAAUAGGCCUUAUCACAAACGAAAAUGCCAGCGGCGAUGGUGGGGUAGUUUCCCCACCACAGAAUGACAGUACACUUCUGGAAUCUUCGGGCAGAAUUAGGAAUGGGCCACUGGGAGACCGAAGUGAAUUUCCCAACGGAUCAACAAGCGAACUUUCUGCAUAA
This is a messenger RNA of Komagataella phaffii GS115, 927 nucleotides long. RefSeq lists its product as uncharacterized. The coding region runs from base 1 to 927 and encodes 308 amino acids. NCBI's taxonomy places the organism in Eukaryota, Fungi, Ascomycota, Pichiomycetes, Pichiales, Pichiaceae. The record is from RefSeq and is a predicted model, not a curated record. Gene Ontology annotation, cellular component: growing cell tip; plasma membrane; cell division site. The transcript has a single exon.